AUGAGUGAGAUACUUCCAAUAGAGCAACUGAGUUUUACUGAAAUUUACAAUCAUUGUAAUAAUUUUCAGACGCAUGAAUGGGGAAUGUCGAAGGAGGUUAAGUAUGAAAAUCAGAGUGUUAAGGAAGAGUUCUUUUCCUCGGAUCCUCUUCAGGAACAGCCAGUGGAGUUCUUUUCAGAGAUUAAAGGCUUUGAUGAGUCCUUUAGUGAUAUUAAAUAUUUACCUGUUGAACAAUGUCACAAAGUAAGAAAGAUUAGCAAUGGUCAGAGAAUGGCUGGUGCUGAAUCCGUCAGAGAAACUACAAGGACGAUCCCUCUGGCCGGCCUUGAGAUUCUGAAUAACUAUGGGAGUAGGUUUAGUCUGUCACAUGGUGAAAUGGAAAUUGCCUCCAGCUAUGAGAUUGCACAAACAAAGGUGGGCGUGCGCCAAUUGACAACUGAUGGAAUUCUGCGGUUGGCUGGAGAAAAGUUCAUCCGAUCAUGUUCCCCAAGAAACGCUGACCUUUCAUUGCUUGUCGGUCCAAUAUCUAGCUCUUUCCCUUGCUUAACAGACGAUGAGGUCAAUGAUGUUGAGCUUGUCCAAAUUCUUCUCAUGUCUGCUGAGAAAGUUGGGAGGCAACAAUAUGAUUGUGCAAGCAAGCUUCUGGAUCUUUGUGAUGGCCUGUCUUCUCCAGAAGGAAAUCCUGUUCAAAGAUUAGUGUAUUACUUUGUGAAAGCUCUACGAGAGAAGAUUUAUCAUGAAACAGGUGUGAUUCCAUCGAAUUGUCUGGAUAUUAAACACUUCUUUGAUGUCAAAGAGGCACUGAUGAGUCCGACCCCUACUGUCAUUUCAUUCCACAAAGAGGUACCCUUCUCUCAAAUUAAUCAAUUUAUCGGAGUCCAAGUAAUUGUAGAAAAUGUUGGAGAGGCCAAAAGGGUUCAUAUAAUUGACCUUGAGAUCAGAAGUGGGAUGCAGUGUAUGGUACUGAUGCAAGCUCUUGUCAAUCGACGCCAGAGUCCCCUUGAUCAUUUUAAGGUAACUGCCCUCGGAACUAAAUCAAAAGAAAAAAUUGAAGAGACGGGUAGAAGAUUAAUGACUUUUGCUAUGUCCAUGAACAUACCCUUCUCCUUCAAUGUGAUCAUGGUUGCAGACAUGCUUGCUCUGAAUAAAAGCUUAUUUACGCUUGAUCCCAGAGAAGUAGUUGCAGUAGUCUCAUCGUACUACUUGUGGACCUUGCUUGCAGUCCCCAAUCAGCUCGAGUGCCUUAUGGGAGUGAUCAGAAAGAUCAAUCCAUGUAUAAUGGUGAUCACUGAAGUUGAGGCAAAACAUAAUUCUCCGGUCUUUGUGAACCGUUUCACUGAGGCUUUGUUCUUCUAUGGUGUGUUUUUCGACGCUGUAGAAGAUUGCAUGGGCCACAAGAAUCCAAACAGAUUGACAACUGAAUCCAUGUUUCUUAAUCAGGGAAUAAGGACUAUUGUUGCAGCUGAGAAAGAAGAAAGAACAAUUCGACAUGUGAGUAUAGCGGUUUGGAGGGCUUUCUUUGCAAGAUUUAGAAUGGUGGAAAAACAACUCAGCAUGUCCUCAUUGUAUCAAGCAGAUUUGGUGCUGAAGAACUUUUCUUGCAGCAAUUCUUGUACACUUGUUCGAGAUGAAAAAGGGCUUAUUAUUGGUUGGAAAGGAACACCAGUGCAUUCCCUUACUACUUGGAAGUUCCUGUAG
Messenger RNA from Daucus carota subsp. sativus, 1698 nucleotides. Its product is annotated as DELLA protein RGL1. Gene Ontology annotation, biological process: regulation of DNA-templated transcription. Lineage: Eukaryota; Viridiplantae; Streptophyta; Magnoliopsida; Apiales; Apiaceae. The transcript has a single exon. The coding region runs from base 1 to 1698 and encodes 565 amino acids. The record is from RefSeq and is a predicted model, not a curated record. Gene Ontology annotation, cellular component: nucleus. Gene Ontology annotation, molecular function: sequence-specific DNA binding; DNA-binding transcription factor activity.